GCUGCGCAAGACGCUGCUCGUUUUUAUUUUGUCAGCGCCGCCAUUAAAUCCGCAUCUAAAUCACCGUUCAGAGAUUAAAAACAGUGUUCGUCGACUUAUAAACAUCAUUCAGCGACUUAUACAAAGCUCAGAGAUCAAACGACGCAAUGGCGGUUGAGUAACAGCGGUAUAAACAGGCUGAGGAGAUCUGGGUUGUCUUUAAUGAGGAGCGAUAUUCUCCAUCUUGAUGUGUGACCCUGAUGUGAGUGUGUGUCGUUGAGUGUGUGUGUGUGUGUGCGUGUGUGUGUGUGUGUGUGUUGAUCCAUCAUGACAGAUUUGAGUGUGAAGUGGUCGUGUGAAUACUGCACAUUUGAGAACUGGCCGUCUGCUAUUAAAUGCACCAUGUGUCGAGCGCAGCGGCCCAGUGGCACCAUCAUAACGGAGGAGUCCUUCCCGAGCAGCACCGGCCCGCGCGCAGGUCACCUGUGGGAGGCAGAGCGCAGCGACAGCCUGCUGAUCUGCCCUGACUCCAGCGCCCGACCCCGCGUCCGUCCUGCUGAGUCCUCGGAGCCCAGCGGGAAGUGGUCGUGUCAGGUGUGCACCUACCUGAACUGGCCCCGAGCCGUGCGCUGUACCCAGUGCCGCAGCCUCCGCCAGCGCGUCUCCAGCCCUACAGACACCCCACAAACCUCCAGCACCAUCCGAAGACCUGCAUCUGCUCCAGCGGUGGAUCCCUGUGAGGAAUAUAACGACCGUAACCGGCUGAACACGCGGGUGCAGUGCUGGACCUGCUCGGCCUGCACUUAUGAGAACGGCCUCAAAUCGUUCCGCUGUGUGGUGUGUGAUCAUCCCAGACCCAACGACACCUUUCUGCCACCCGAGCCUGAGGAGCCUUCACCUGGGCGAGGACGAGGUGUGUGUGCAGCGGCGCAGAAACACUCGCCACCGUCCUCCAGACGCGAGGCUGAGCUGCAGAUUGAGCUGGCGGCCGGAGCUCACAGCCGCCCCGAGGAGAUGGACUUCAAGAAGAUCAAGCAGAUCAAGAACCGCAUGAGGAAAACAGACUGGCUGUUUCUCAACGCAUGUGCCGGUGUUGUUGAAGGAGAUCUGUCUGCAGUCGAGGCCUACAAGUCUUCAGGUGGUGAUAUUGCGCGUCAGCUGAACGCAGACGAGGUGCGUCUCCUGAAUCGACCAUCAGCGUUCGACAGCGGCUUCACGCUUGUUCAUCUCGCCAUCCGCUUCCAGAGGCAGGACAUGCUCGCCAUCCUGCUCACAGAGGUGUCCCAGCGGGCCGUCAAGUGCAUCCCAUCGAUGGUUUGUCCUGAGCUGACGGAGCAGAUCCGCAGAGAGAUCAGCGCCUCACUGCACCAGCGCAAAGGAGACUUCAACUGCUACUUCCUGACAGACCUCGUCACGUUCACACUGCCGGCAGAUAUUGAAGAUCUUCCUCCUGCCGUUCAGGAGAAGCUGUUUGAUGAAGUUCUGGACCGCGACGUUCAGAAGGAGCUGGAGGAGGAGUCAGCGGUCAUCAACUGGUCUCUGGAGCUGGGUUCUCGUCUAGACAGUCGUCUGUAUGCGUUGUGGAACCGCACCGCUGGAGACUGUCUGCUGGACUCGGUGCUGCAGGCCACGUGGGGCAUCUAUGAUAAAGACUCUGUGCUGAGGAAGACACUACACGACAGCUUACACGACUGCUCUCACUGGUUUUACACACGCUGGAAGGAGUGGGAAUCCUGGUAUUCUCAGAGUUUUGGCCUUCACUUUUCACUUAGAGAGGAACAGUGGCAGGAGGACUGGACCUUCAUCCUCAACCUCGCCAGCCAGCCCGGGGCCAGUUUGGAGCAGACUCAUAUAUUUGUUCUGGCUCAUAUCCUGCGGCGGCCCAUCAUCGUUUAUGGAGUGAAGUACUACAAGAGUUUCAGAGGAGAGACUUUAGGCUACACUCGAUUUCAAGGUGUGUAUCUGCCGCUGCUGUGGGAGCAGAGCUUCUGCUGGAAGAGCCCGAUCGCUCUGGGCUACACAAGAGGUCAUUUUUCUGCUUUGGUCGGCAUGGAGAGCGACGGCUAUGAUAAUCGCGGCGCGGGCGCUAAUCUCAACACUGAUGAUGACGUCACCGUGACCUUCCUCCCACUGGUGGACAGUGAGAGGAAACUGCUGCAGAUUCACUUCCUGUCGGCACAAGAGAUGGGCAGUGAGGAGCAGCAGGAGCGUCUCCUCCGCCACUGGCUGGACUGUUGCGUUACUGACGGCGGGAUGUUGGUGGCGCUGCAGAAGAGCAGCAGACGCAGGCAUCACCCGCUCAUCACGCAGAUGCUAGAGAAAUGGCUGGACGGCUACCGGCAGAUGCACCCCUGUCCCACGCUCUCAGACGGAGAGGAAGAGGAGGAGGACGAAGACGAGUGAACACCUCAAAAACAUUUCAACACUGUUCCCCACACACACACACACCCUCCAAAUGCCCAGAAUGCAGUGCAACCACUCUUGAAAAUACGGUGGCUGAGAGCUUAACGUGUUGAAAUUUAAGACGGCACAUGCAAUCGCACAAAACACCAGCCGAUUAAGAUUAAGGUUGAGAUUUAAGACGACAGCAUACGUGUUGCAAAUCCUCACAAUGCAAAGAGGUGAAAAAAGCGCCUGCAUUGUCUCACAACACAUGCUAAUAGCACAGAAUGCAGCAGAAAUGUUUCAAGGGGACCCUAAAACCUGACAGACCCUGCUAUUUCAGUCAUUGAGCCUAAUAAUCUACAAAAGACGAGGGAAUUGUGGAAUCAGGAUGUUAAAAUAAACAAAAAAUCCACUUUUAAGGAUCACCAAGCCAUAAUCACGGCACAAUAAACAAAUCCCAGCCAGCUCUGUCACGUUUUAGGGUCCCCUUCCCUGCUGUUUGCAUGUGUUGUGAGUAAAUGCAGUGUGUAUUCUUAAUUCGUUUGCAUUGUGAUUAAAAUGCAACACAUAUACCGUCAAACCGAUGAGGAUCUUUCCUUAAUUUGCUGACGUAUUUAGUAAUCGCAUGUGCUUUCUUUAAAUUGCAGCACUUUAAGCUCUCUGGGCCUCUAGGACAGAGUUUCCCAACCCUGUUCCUGAAGGCACACCAACAGUCUACAUUUUCAUUCUCUCCCUAAUCAAACACACCUGAAACAACUCAUCAGAACAUCAGAAGAGACUCCAACACCUGAAGUUAAUGGGUCAGAUGAGGGAGACAUCCAAAACAUGAACUGUUGGUGUGCCUCCAGGAACAGGCUUGGGAAACACUGCUCUAGGAAACACACAGAGGCUUCUGAAUGGAAAUCUCUGCAUUUUAAAAUGAAUUCUUACGGUUUUCUUUGAUCGUUUUCUUUCCUCUUCAGUGAAGCUGCGUGUCUGACUGCAUGUGGCUCUUGACGUGCAGAAUGAGGAGAAUAAGAGCCGCUUAUACGAGCACUUACACAAAGCACACAGUCGGAUGUUGGUUCUGCUUUCCGUUGGAGGAAUGAACGUUUCUGAUUUACUCACACUAAAGGAUUGCGUGUGAAGACGUGCACACUUCUCACCCACGUUUCUGAAGACGUUUCUGUUGUUCCCUGUCGCUCUGAGUGUUGGUUUUCGGUUGAUUUGAUUGUAUUUAUUUAUGUCUCGACUCUCUUUGUUUGCAGACUCUCCUGUAAGAGUUUACUGACAUGUUGAGCCUGUGAUCUGGCGCCUCAUUUGUGGGAUCGAGAACAGGAGGAGAGCCAAUCACGCGGCUUUAAAAAGACAUUAAAGUAGAAACACGUCUGCUCUCGGAGCGUC
This is a messenger RNA of Danio aesculapii, 3747 nucleotides long. It is a transcript of the gene zranb1a, whose product is annotated as zinc finger, RAN-binding domain containing 1a. Gene Ontology annotation, cellular component: nucleus; cytoplasm. Gene Ontology annotation, molecular function: K63-linked polyubiquitin modification-dependent protein binding; cysteine-type deubiquitinase activity. NCBI's taxonomy places the organism in Eukaryota, Metazoa, Chordata, Actinopteri, Cypriniformes, Danionidae. Bases 307 to 2382 code for a protein of 691 amino acids. The transcript is spliced from 11 exons. Gene Ontology annotation, biological process: cytoskeleton organization; cell migration; positive regulation of Wnt signaling pathway. The record is from RefSeq and is a predicted model, not a curated record.